Plectropomus leopardus (leopard coralgrouper) is the source of this 1894-nucleotide messenger RNA. It is a transcript of the gene fgf22, whose product is annotated as fibroblast growth factor 22. NCBI's taxonomy places the organism in Eukaryota, Metazoa, Chordata, Actinopteri, Perciformes, Serranidae. The record is from RefSeq and is a predicted model, not a curated record. Gene Ontology annotation, molecular function: growth factor activity.
GCCCGUUGUCAACGCAAAGUGGAGAUUGGUCACCUGUGACAUCCAGAGGAUCUGCUGCAAGUGCCAUUUCCCUCCCUUCUCUCUUCAGGACUCCCACCCUCUUGUCAUCCCUCCACUGGGACAUCUCCACAUCAUCAGCAUGCCUACAGCUUGCACAAGGUGCACCUUGGGAGUCUGACCCACCAUGUGCAGAUGGACGCCGUUCGUAGCUCAUCUCUGUCCUGAACCUGCCCUCGGCACCACCACCGCCGCGGCCUCUGCCGGGCGACCUCUCCCCUUCCCCAGUGCUGCCUCCCUCUGCCUGGCAUGCUUCACCCUGCUCCUGGUCACGGCUGGCACCGCCACAGGGGCCUGUCCACCUGGGGUUGGACAUGAACCCCUACAGGUGCUGGCGAGCAGCAUCAACUGCUCAUGGACUUUGGAAAGGCACACUCGCAGUUACAAUCACCUAGAGGGCGACGUCCGUCUACGGCGUCUUUACUCCGCCAACAAGUUCUUCCUCUGCAUUGACAAAACAGGCAAGGUGGACGGCACCCGGCGGAAAAACUACGCAGACAGCCUGAUGGAAAUCCGAUCUGUCAGUGUGGGAGUUGUUGCCAUCAAAUCUGUCAGCACCGGGCUGUACUUAGCUAUGUCCAAGAAAGGCACGCUCUUUGGAUCGGUGAAGUACAACCCAAGCUGCAAGUUCAAGGAGCGCAUUGAGGAGAAUGGCUACAACACGUACGCCUCCCUCCGCUGGAAGCACGGUGGCAGGCAGAUGUUUGUUUCGCUGAACGGGCGGGGGAAGCCACGGCGAGGUCACAAGGCCCGUCGAAGACACCCAUCUACUCAUUUCCUGCCCAUGCUCCCCUCCUAGCUGCCCAAGUCUGAACUCUGACCGGCGACUGGCCGGCUCACCUGCCUCCUCUCACUAGCGUUGAUCUAGCCGUGACCGCCAUCUUUAUUUUUAUUACUCCAUCCUCCUGUCACAUAAAUGUACAUUUGUUGAGGGUUGUAACAUUUGUAGAGUUAGUAUAAUAUGUACUUUUAAGUUAUUUUUUCCAUUUUCUAAUGAUGUUCAGUAAUACAGUAAACAUACAGUAGUAUUAUAUUAUCCCCAGGCGUCCGUCUGGCUACAGUAUCUGUCUGUGUUUCUGCACUGCAUGUAAAGCAGUGUUUGGGUGACUUUAAGAGGACUUAAAAGGGACAGCAAGGCUUGGAAACAACAAAAUGUGGCUCACUGGUUUGUUAUGUAGACUAUUUAGAUGCUCAGCUCAAUAGGAAAGAAGCAUCUGGUACAGCAAAAAUGAUAUUUUAAUUCUAAGUAUCACAGCUUAAACAAGAAGAAACUUUGAAAUAGCAGCCUGUUCUCAUUCCCAGGGCGUCAAAUACCACCACUUCUUUUUACACCCCUUGAUCUGUGAUAUUGAUGCCAAAGGCCCUCUUUGGUGUUUUUAGGAGAUGCACUGGGCUUUCGACUAACCCCAAUGUAAACCAUUCUGCGGCACUACUUGACGCUGUCCACUCAGGGCAGAGGGGAAGUGAGGUGGAUGGGUCAAACAAAACCGACCUUCAGGAGACCACAAUUCAUCUCCAGUGUGAAAUCAAAAGUCAGUUUUGUUUUAACAUAACGUUACACAAUUUGCAUACUUAUAGCCACCUUACGUGACAAAAAUACUUUUAACCCAAAACUUUAUUCUCUAAACCUAACACAAUACACUUUUUGCCUAAUCCUAACACUGACCAUUUUACGAAGUCAAACACGUGUAACAAUGUGUUUCAACUGUGUAGCCUGUGUGUUGUGAUGAGACUUCCAGUUGCGUGACAAUUCAUGUAUUUGACAACCUGCACUGAGAAUAGUUUGGAAAUAGCUACUCAUCAGGGUCGUUGCUACCACUGGGGAUACUUAUGUUCU